UUUCAUUAGCAGCAGCUGCAUUGUGGAACAAACACCUUCCCAAGGAAAUUCCUCCAGGAGAAACAUUAUCAAGGCCUUGCACUAUCAGGAAGCAUGAAGUACUAUUUUUCAUCCAGAAACUUUUUCUUUGCCCUCUUGUUCUUUGAGUUAGUCUGUCUGGGUUUGGGCAAUCGAUUGCCAUACUUCAUAAAUUAUUUCUUUGACACCUACCUGUUGAUUAAUGAAGAUACACCAGUGGGUUCAUCAGUGACACAGUUGCUUGCCCGUGACCUAGACAAUGACCCCCUUGUAUUUGGAGUUGUUGGUGAGGAAGCCAGCCGAUUCUUUGCAGUAGAAAGCAUGACUGGAGUUGUAUGGCUCAGACAGCCCUUGGACAGAGAGACUAAGUCAGAAUUUACAGUUGAAUUUUCUGUCAGCGACAGCCAAGGGGUAAUCAAAGGGUCAGUGAAUAUCCAAGUGGGAGAUGUGAAUGACAACGCACCAAGAUUUCAUAAUCAGCCGUACAGUGUCCGGAUCCCUGAGAAUACACCAGUGGGAACUCCUAUUUUCAUAGUAAAUGCCACAGAUCCAGACCAAGGUGCCGGUGGAAGUGUGCUUUAUUCUUUCCAGCCUUCAUCAAACUUCUUCACCAUUGACAGUGGUCGUGGCAUUGUGUCAGUCAUUCGAGCACUGGAUUAUGAAGUCACUCAAGCCUACCAGCUUCAGGUCAAUGCUACAGACCAAGACAAAACCAAACCUCUCUCCACCCUUGCCAAUCUUGCAAUCACCAUCACAGAUGUGCAGGAUAUGGACCCAAUCUUUAUAAACCUACCCUACAGUACAAAUAUCUAUGAGAACUCUCCUCCGGGUACAACUGUACGUAUGAUAACUGCAAUUGACCAGGAUAAAGGACGUCCCAGAGGUAUUGGAUAUUCCGUUGUCUCAGGCAACACCAACAGUAUCUUUGCACUGGACUACAUCAGUGGUGCUUUAACUCUGAAUGGGCCACUGGACCGAGAAAAUCCUUUCUACGGUGCUGGAUUUAUUCUUACAGUGAAGGGAACAGAGCUGAAUGAUGACCGCACACCAUCCAAUGCAACCGUGAUGACUACCUUCAACAUUCUUGUUAUCGACAUAAAUGACAAUGCACCAGAGUUUAACAGUUCAGAAUAUAGUGUGGCUAUUCCUGAAUUGGCUCAAGUGGGCUUUGCUCUUCCACUUUUCAUCCAAGUGCAAGACAAAGAUGAGGGACUCAACAGUGUUUUCGAAGUUUACCUGGUGGGAAACAACUCAAACCAUUUUAUCAUAUCCCCAACUUCAAUUCAAGGAAAGGCAGAUAUCCGGAUUCGCGUUGCAGUGCCUCUGGAUUUUGAGACAAUCUCUCGUUAUGAAUUUUCGCUGUUUGCAAAUGAGAGCCUGCCAGACCAUGUUGGCUUUGCACGGGUGAAAAUUAACCUCAUCAAUGAAAAUGACAACCGCCCAAUAUUUAGCCAAGUUCUGUACAACAUCACCCUCUUUGAAAAUGUCACUGUGGCAACUACAGUCCUGAGAGUUCUGGCAACAGACAAUGAUGUUGGUUCUUAUGGAAAAGUCAGCUAUUUUUUCAGUGAUGAUCCAGACAGAUUCUCAUUAGACAAGGAUACAGGCGUAAUCACAUUGAUUGGUCGUCUGGAUUUUGAGACAACUCAACGUUAUACACUGACUGUCAUUGCCAGAGAUGGGGGUGGGGAAGAAACAACCGGGAGAGUUAGGAUUAAUGUCCAGGAUGUCAAUGACAACAUCCCCACAUUCCAGAAGGAUUCUUAUUUGGGGGCUCUGCGGGAAAAUGAGCCUUCAGUUACUCAGGUCGUCCGUGUGAGGGCAUCAGAUGAGGAUUCUCCUCCAAAUAACCAGAUUACAUAUAGCAUUGUAUAUGCUUCCAUAUUCCGAAAUUACUUUGAAAUUAAUUUGUCUGAUGGCUAUGGAGUGAUAAGUGUUGUCCGCCCUCUGGAUUAUGAGCAAGUUCUCAAUGGUGUCAUUUACUUGACUGUAAUGGCUAAAGAUGCAGGUAUCCCACCACUCAACAGCACUGUCCCCAUCACCAUUGAAGUGUUUGAUGAAAAUGACAAUCCACCCACAUUCAGCAAACCUUCCUAUAUUGUCACAGUCAUGGAGGAUAUAAUGGCAGGAGCAACAGUGCUAUUUCUAAAUGCCACUGAUUUGGACCGAUCCAGAGAAUACGGCCAAGAAUCUAUUAUCUACUCCUUGGAAGGGUCUUCACAUUUUAGAAUCAACGCUCGCUCAGGUGAAAUCACCACAACCUCACUUUUGGACCGAGAAGCUAAAUCAGAAUAUAUACUUAUUGUUCGGGCAGUGGAUGGUGGUGUGGGUCACAACCAAAAAACUGGCAUUGCCACUGUAAACAUCACUUUGUUGGACAUAAAUGAUAACUACCCAGUAUGGAAGGAUGAGCCAUACUUCAUCAAUCUAGUGGAGAUGACUCCGCCAAACUCUGAUGUCACAACAGUAGUAGCUUUUGACCCAGACCUUGCAGAAAACGGCUCCCUUGUAUACAGCAUCCGACCACCAAAUAAAUUCUACAGCCUUAACAACACUACAGGGAAAAUUCGCACAACUGGAGUUGUAUUGGACAGAGAGAACCCAAACCCCCAGGAAGCUGAGCUCAUGAGGAAGAUUGUAGUCUCCGUCACCGACCGAGGUAGACCACCACUACGGGCCACUAGCAGUGCCACGGUGUUUGUCAACUUGCUGGAUCUCAAUGACAAUGACCCUACCUUCCAGAAUUUACCUUUUAUCACUGAGAUACCUGAAGGUCUUCCAGCAGGAUCAUCUGUUUUUCAGGUGGUAGCUAUUGAUCUUGAUGAAGAUGUAAAUGGUCAAGUUUUGUACCGCAUGCAGGUAGGCAUGCCUAGGAUGGACUUCGUCAUCAACAGCAGUAGUGGUCUUAUCAACUCCACAGCUGUGCUAGAUAGGGAAAGGAUUGCUGAAUACUAUCUACGGGUGAUUGCAAGUGAUGCCGGAGUGCCAUCCAAGAGUUCUACCAGCACACUCACUGUCCGAGUUUUAGAUGUGAAUGAUGAGAACCCCACCUUCUUCCCAGUCGUCUACAACGUGUCGCUUCCAGAAAAUAUACCUCGUGAUUUUAAAGUGGUUCGUUUGAAUUGUACUGAUGCGGAUACAGGUCUCAAUGCUGAGCUCAGCUAUUUCAUUACAGGUGGGAAUCAGGAUGGAAAGUUCAGUGUUGGUUUUAGAGAUGGAGUAGUCAGGACAGUCGUCAACCUUGAUCGAGAAACCAUGCCAUCUUACACACUCAUACUGGAGGCCAUUGAUAAUGGCCCCACAGGCAAACGGAGAACUGGGACAGCAACUGUGCAUGUCACUGUGCUGGAUGUUAAUGACAACCGACCCUACUUUCUUCAGAGCAGUUACGAAGCUACUGUCCCCGAAGACAUCCCAGACUACAGCAGCAUAGUACAGGUGAAAGCCACAGAUGCUGAUGAAGGUAUUAAUGGUCGUGUGUGGUACAGGAUUGUCAAAGGAAACCAUUUCAACAACUUCCGGAUCAAUCCUAGCAGUGGGCUGGUCAUGCGGGGCUUGCGAGUGCUUGACAGAGAACGCAAUUCUUCUCAUGUUCUUGAAGUGGAAGCCUACAACAGUGAACAAGGACCAAUGAGGAGCUCUGUUAGGGUAAUAGUAUAUGUGGAAGAUGUCAAUGAUGAAGUGCCAGUGUUUACUCAAAGGCAAUAUAACCGUUUGGGUUUGCGAGAGACUGCUGGAAUUGGGACAUCUGUUGCAGUUGUCCGAGCAACAGACCGAGACACAGGAAAUGGAGGUCUGGUGAAUUACAAAAUUGUUUCCGGUUCUGAGGGAAAGUUUGAAAUUGAUGAGAGCACUGGCCUCAUUACCACAGUUGACUAUCUUGACUAUGAGACCAAAACCAGCUACCUGAUGAAUGUUUCAGCCACAGACCAAGCACCUCCACACAACCAGGGUUUCUGCAGUGUCUAUGUCAGCCUCCUCAAUGAAUUGGAUGAAGCUGUGCAGUUCUCAAAUGUCACUUAUGAAGCAGUGAUCACAGAGAACAUCCCCUUGGGAUCAGAAGUUCUUCGUGUCCAAGCCCGAUCCAUUGACAACCUUAACCAAAUCACAUACAAGUUUGACCCUAAUACUAAUGCCCAAGCACUAUCUUUGUUCAGAAUAAAUGGAAUUACUGGUGUGAUCACAGUCAAAGGGCAAGUGGAUCGAGAGAAGGGUAAUUUCUACACAUUAACUGUUGUUGCAGAUGACGGAGGUCCAAAGCUUGAUUCAACAGUGAAGGUUACGAUCACCAUCUUGGAUGAGAAUGACAACAGCCCACAGUUUGACAUUACUUCUGACUCAUCUGUGAGUGUAGCAGAGGACAGUUCUGUUGGACGUCGAAUCGCUCUGGUUUUGGCCAGAGACCCUGAUGCAGGAAGCAACGGUCAGGUUGUCUUUUCAUUGGUCUCUGGAAACAUAGGCCGGGCCUUUGAAAUUCAUACAACAAACAACACCUAUGGAGAAGUGUUUGUGGCUAGACCAUUGGACCGGGAACUGAUAGACCACUACACUUUAAAGAUUCAAGCAUCUGACAGAGGUGUCCCACCUCGCAGGAAAGAACAUACCUUAAGAGUGAAUAUACUGGAUGUUAAUGAUAACCCACCAGUAAUUGUUAACCCAUACGGAUACAAUGUUAGCGUUAAUGAGAAUGUGGGUGGAGGUACUGCUGUGACCCAGGUACGAGCAACUGACAGGGACAAUGGCCUCAACAGUGUCCUCUCCUACUACAUCACUCAUGGGAAUGAGGAACUAACCUUCCGCAUGGAUAGAGUGACUGGGGAAAUUGCCACCCGCCCUUCCCCUCCAGACCGUGAGAGACAACAGUUUUACCAGUUGGUGGUCACUGUAGAGGAUGAAGGAAACCCAGCUCUCUCGGCAACUACUACUGUGUAUGUCACCAUCAUAGAUGAGAAUGACAAUGCUCCAGUAUUUCGGCAGCAACAAUAUGAAGUCACAUUGGAUGAGGGCCCGGGCACACUCAAUGCCAUCCUUAUCACCAUCAAUGCGCUGGAUCUCGAUGAAGGUCCAAAUGGUACAGUUAUUUACACCAUCACAGAGGGGAACAUCAUGGGUACCUUUCACAUAAACAGCACUACGGGACAAAUCUGCACCAUGAAGGAACUGGACUAUGAAAUCAGCCAUGGUCGUUAUACACUAUUAGUCACAGCCACAGACCAGUGUCCGAUUCUUUCACGAAGGCUCACAUCUACUGCAACGGUUUUAGUGAACUUGAACGAUAUAAAUGACAAUCAACCAACAUUCCCACGUUCUUACGAGGGCCCCUUUGACAUCACAGAAGGACAGCCCGGUCCAAGAGUGUGGACUUUUUUGGCUCAUGAUGGGGAUUCAGGUCCAAGUGGACAAGUGGAAUACAGCAUUAUUGCAGGAGAUCCUCUUGGAGAAUUUGUGAUCUCCCCUGUUGAAGGAGAGCUACGUAUUCGGAAGGAUGCUGAGCUUGAUCGAGAAAACAUUGCUUUUUAUAACCUCACCAUUGCUGCCAGAGACAGGGGUGUGCCUCCUCUCAGUUCCACUGUUGUGGUGGGAGUGCGAGUCCUGGACAUUAAUGACAAUGAUCCUGUCCUUCUGAACUUACCGAUGAAUCUCACUCUCAGAGAAAACGCACCCAUCGCCAGUGUUGUCACCCGCAUCUUUGCCAGGGAUGCUGACUAUGGCAGGAAUGCUCUUUUAACCUUCAGCAUCACAGCAGGGAAUAUAGACAAUGCUUUCUACAUAAAUGGCACUACUGGGAUUAUUUACGUAAACCAUCCUUUGGACAGAGAGCGGGUAUCAGAAUAUAGACUGACAGUGACAGUGAAGGACAACCCAGAAAAUUCACGCAACGCGAGGCGGGAUUUUGAGUUGCUGGUGAUUUCAAUAGCAGAUGAAAAUGAUAACCGUCCCCUCUUUACUCAGAGUUCUUACCAAGCUGAAGUGCUGGAAAAUUCACCCCCAGGUACUCGCAUCACAGUUCUUAAUGGGCCAAUUCUAGCUUUGGACAACGACCAAGGUGUUAAUGCAGUGGUGACAUACCAGCUCCUUGGAGCAGCAGUGGAUCUCUUCUCCAUUAACAAUGAAACAGGUGCCAUUGUGGUGAAACCAGGGCAGAUGAUAGACAGAGAAGUUUUCUCAAAUCCAGUCUUGGAGUUUCUGCUGGUUGCAAUGGAUGUUGGCAAGUUCAACAGCACUGCUACCCUGACGGUGGCUAUUCUGGAUGACAACGACAACCAACCAGCCUUUCAUCCAGCAGUGUUGACAGCUCGACUUCUGGAAAAUAGCCCUCCAGGUAUUUCUGUCCUUCGGGUUACAGCAACUGACAUGGAUAGUGGCCUCAACCAGCAGCUGAACUAUCGGAUUGAAAGUGGAGCUCAAGACAAGUUCUUGAUCAACGCUAACACUGGGGUGAUCAGUGUGGCUAACACCACUAUAGACAGAGAAGAAAAGGACAACUACCGGUUGACCGUGGUUGCCGUGGAUCGGGGCACGCCACCUCUCUCUGGCACAGCCACUGUGAACAUCCUUAUUGACGACAUCAAUGACUCUCAGCCAGAGUUCGUCAACCCCAUCCACACUGUUAGUGUACCUGAAUCAGCUACUGUGGGCACGCUUAUUGCCGAGGUGACUGCAAUUGACAGAGACCUUAAUCCCCGGCUGGAAUAUUACCUUAUUGAAAUCCUGGCCAAGGAUGAUACAGAUGCUCUUGUGCCAGACCAGCAGGGAGCUUUUGCAGUGGAUUUUAGAACAGGUGCUGUGAAAGUAAAAUCCACACUAAAUAGGGAACUGGUGGCUACUUACGAAGUUACAAUCUCUGUUUAUGACAAUGCCAGUGAUGUGGUUGAUCGUUCAGUUAGUGUGCCAAAUGCCAAACUGACAGUAAAUGUUUUGGAUGUCAAUGAUAAUGCUCCUCGGUUCCGCCCUUUCGGGGCAACAUAUUUCACAGAGAGGAUCCUGGAAGGGGCCACUCCGGGGACCACGUUGAUAUCUGUGUCUGCUAUAGAUCCAGAUAAAGGUGUUAAUGGACAGAUCACCUAUGAGAUACUCAACCUCUCCCCUGAGGGAUAUCUCCAGCUUGAGGAUAUCUCAGCAGGAAAGGUAGUUUCCAACAGGACAGUGGAUUAUGAAGAGGUCCAGUGGCUGAACUUCACUGUUCGGGCCUCAGAUAAUGGAACUCCACGAAAAUUGGCUGAGAUGCCAGUGUACCUAGAAAUUGUUGAUAUCAAUGACAACAACCCCAUCUUCAGCCAACCGUCCUACCAGAAGCCUGUCUUUGAAGAUGUCCCACUAGGCACGAUCAUCCUGAGAGUCCGAGCCACUGAUGCUGAUUCUGGACGCUUUGCCCAAAUCCAGUACAGCUUGGGAGAUGGAGAGGGCAAGUUUGGAAUCAAUCCCAAUACGGGGGAUAUCUACAUUCUAUCAGCAUUAGACCGAGAAAAGAAAGAUCAUUACACAUUGACUGCUGUUGCCAGAGAUAAUCCAGGAGAUAUUUCCAGUAACCGGCGGGAGAACUCUGUGCAGGUAUUGAUUACAGUUUUGGACAUCAAUGACUGCCGGCCCCAAUUUGCCAAAAAACAAUACAGCACUAGUGUGUAUGAAAAUGAGCCUGCAGGGACCUCUGUGAUUACAAUGAGUGCUACUGACCAUGAUGAGGGAGACAAUGGAGUGGUGACAUACAAUAUGGAAGGACCUGGUGUAGAGGCUUUCAAAAUUCAUAAAGACUCUGGGCUCAUAACAACACGCAGACGUCUGCAGUCUUAUGAAAGGUUCAACCUGACUGUGGUGGCCACUGACAAAGGACGGCCACCACUCUGGGGGACAACUAUGCUCCAAGUGGACGUUAUUGACAUCAAUGAUAAUCGACCUAUGUUUAUCCGCCCUCCUAAUGGCACCAUAUUACAUAUUAAAGAGGAAAUCCCCUUGCGAUCAAAUGUGUAUGAAGUGUAUGCCACAGACAAGGAUGAGGGACUCAAUGGAGCUGUGCAAUACACCUUGCUCAAAACUGGAGCAGGGAACAAAGACUGGGAACACUUCACCAUUGACCCCAACAGUGGACUUAUUCAGACAGCCAUGAGAUUGGAUCGUGAGAAGCAAGCUGUGUACAGUUUGAUCAUUGUGGCAUGCGAUCAAGGGCAACCACCAUAUGAAACCAUGCAGCCCCUCCAAGUAGCACUGGAAGAUAUAGAUGACAACGAACCAGUAUUCAAGAGGCCGCCUAGAGGGAGUCCUUCUUACCAGGUUCAUUCUGUGCCUGAACACUCCCGUCCUGGUACCAUUGUGGGAAAUGUCACUGGAGCAGUGGAUGCUGAUGAGGGCUCCAAUGCUGUUGUCUAUUACUUCAUUGCAGCUGGUAACAGAGACAACAAUUUCCAGUUGAAUCGGGAAGGGAAAUUGCAGGUGAUGCGGGACUUGGAUCGAGAGAAAGAAGCUUUCCACUCUAUCAUUGUCAAAGCCUCAAGCAAUAGGAAUUGGACACCUCCUCAGGGUCGCCGGGCUGCCAGGCUCCAAGCCAUGGACCUCAGCACAGAUGCCACUCUCCAGGAAGUACGGAUCUUCCUGGAGGAUAUUAAUGACCAGCCUCCCCGGUUCACCAAGUCAGAAUACACAGCAGGGGUUGCAACAGAUGCAAAGGUGGGUUCUGAACUGAUCAAACUUGCUGCCCUGGAUGCUGAUGUGGGAAAUAAUAGCCUUGUCCUGUACAACAUUCUGGAGAUCCGCUACAUCAAGCAGCAUUCCAACGACACUGAAGAGGUGGCCAACAUUUUCAGCAUAGGUAACUUAGAUGGGAUACUUCGGACUUUUGAUCUCUUCACCGCUUACAGCCCUGGCUACUUUGUGGUGGAUAUCAUGGCUUCAGAUCUGGCUGGUCACAAUGACACUGCAGUUGUAGGAAUCUAUAUUCUACGAGAUGAUCAGCGGGUAAAGAUCAUAAUCAACGAGAUCCCCGACAAAGUACGGCAGUUUGAGGAAGAGUUCAUAAGCCUCCUAUCUAAUAUCACGGGAGCCAUUGUCAAUACAGAUGAUGUGCAGUUCCAUGUUGACAAAAAAGGCCGCGUGAACUUUGCCCAAACAGAAUUGCUGAUCCAUGUGGUGAACCGGGAAACCAAUCGAAUUCUGGAUGUGGAACGAGUAAUACAGAUGAUAGAUGAGAAUAAGGAACAGUUGCGGAAUCUAUUCCGGAAUUACAAUGUCUUGGAUGUGCAACCAGCCAUCACUGCCAGAGCUCCGGAUGACCUAUCAGCACUACAGAUGGCAAUAAUCAUUCUGGCUAUUCUCCUCUUCCUGGCAGCCAUGUUGUUUAUCCUCAUGAAUUGGUACUACAGAUCAGUACACAAAAGAAAAUUAAAAGCGAUUGUGGCUGGUUCCACAGGUAACCGGGGCUUCAUGGACAUCAUGGAUAUGCCAAACACAAACAAAUAUUCCUUUGAUGGAGCAAACCCUGUGUGGUUGGACCCUUUCUGCAGAAAUCUGGAACUUGCAGCCCAAGCUGAACAUGAGGAUGACUUACCUGAGAACCUAAGUGAAAUCACAGACCUGUGGAAUAGUCCAGCAAGAACUCAUGGAACAUUUGGACGAGAGCCUUCUGCUGCCAAACCUGAAGAUGAUCGCUAUCUACGAGCAGCCAUCCAGGAGUAUGAUAAUAUUGCCAAGCUCGGCCAGAUCAUGCGAGAAGGGCCUAUCAAGGGCUCUCUCUUAAAGGUAGUCUUGGAUGAUUACAUGCGGCUGAAAAGACUACUUGCUGAGAGGAUGGUGCAUAAAGCCACCACCAGUAAUGGGGACCAAUCUUCGGUCUCUGAGCUAAUCCAGAAUGAUUUGGAUGAAGAUGAUGAGCAAAGGAGCCCCAGCCAAGGAAGCCUCCGCUUUCGACACAAGCAGCCCAUUGAGCUCAAAGGGCCUGAUGGAAUCCACAUGGUCCAUGGCAGCACAGGCACCCUGCUGACCUCUGACCUCAACAGCCUUCCUGAAGAUGACCAGAAAGUGCUAGGCCGUUCCUUAGAGACACUGACUGCCGAUGGUGGGGCAUACUGUGACAGAAAUGCCCGCACUGAAUCUGCCAAAUCCACUCCUAUGCACAAGAUGAGGGAUGUAAUCAUGGAGAGCCCAUUGGAAAUCACAGAGUUAUGACUAGAAGUGGCAUCACUGGUGUAGAACGCCAAGGAAGAACUGGGCCCACAUAGACCAUCACUGCAAGAGGGAGAGCACGCACUGCAGGACAAAUGUGGCAGAAGAAAAUCUAGAGGGCAAGAUUGCCAGGGCCUGGCCACCACCCAUUCCAGAGAAAAACCUGACCAAGAUAGCCAAGUGUUUUGUUACGGCAGCCUUGGGGAGCCUAGACCUAAUGGUGUAGGUUCUCCAGACUUGCUUUUACCUGGCACUCACACCAUUACUUCCAUAACUUUUUUAAAUUUUUAUUUUUAAAAUAUGAAGUGUUUUGAGAAGCAGUGGGAGGCCCUGAGGCACAAACCUAAGGCAAGAAUUGCAAUAAUCAUGGUGCCAUGUCCCAUCAAGGGAGUCCAGUUGGCUCUCCAACGUGUCCUGGAUUGCAUCAGCAGGUUUCUCCUGCCCCCAUGUUGAUGGUUGGGAGAGUGGGCUGCCAAGCAAAUGCAGCUAAGAUUAUCCUAAGACUAUCAAUGAACACACAGGGAGUGUGUGAAAAACUUCAGGAAGCUCCACAAAUCAGUUUGGCAUUCAUCUAUGUUGUCAUAUUUUCAAAAGUGGGGUGGGGGGAGAUGAAGUCAUUUCUUCAUUUGGCUGGCUUACCAAAACACUGCAGCAUCAGAAGAAACAGAGUGAAAUUAAUUCAGAUUCUGAAUAUAGAGUGUUUGUGUGUAAUUUUAUUUUACUCUUCUUUUUGUUUUAAAGCAGUAAAGUGUUGAGAGUUUUUGGAAUGGUCUGUCAAAGGAACCAGAAAUACAUUAUACAUAAAUUUGGUUAA
This is a messenger RNA of Anolis carolinensis (green anole), 10984 nucleotides long. It is a transcript of the gene cdh23, whose product is annotated as cadherin related 23. Gene Ontology annotation, cellular component: catenin complex; plasma membrane. Gene Ontology annotation, biological process: homophilic cell-cell adhesion. The transcript has 69 exons. NCBI's taxonomy places the organism in Eukaryota, Metazoa, Chordata, Lepidosauria, Squamata, Anolidae. Gene Ontology annotation, molecular function: calcium ion binding; cadherin binding. The coding region runs from base 94 to 10173 and encodes 3359 amino acids. The record is from RefSeq and is a predicted model, not a curated record.